UGUUAUCGUGUUCAUAAUAUUUUGAGAAAAUUUUAUCUCCUAAUUACCAACAAAAAACUUAAGGCAUGAGCGAAAAUAUAUUUUGCCGCACCUGCGGCCGGGGAGGUUUAAUUUGUUUCGUGCCGCUGCUGCAUGUUUCGGAUGUAUUCAGUGAAACGGUUCUUCGCAUGAUCGAGUUUGGUAUAGGGCUGAAGUUUUCCAGCGGUGACGGAUUUCCGCAGCAUGUUUGCCAGAUGUGCUACGGCCAGAUCUUGGUGAGCUAUGAGUUGAAGCGGGCCAGCGUUGAAUCUCAGUCAUGCUUCCAGCGGAUGUUCCCACUGGCUGGCGCAGAUACUUCUGAUGAAAGAUUGCAGGAUGUGCCUAUGCAGGAGAUAAAACUGGAACCCGAGGAAAUUCCGAUAAUCGAAGAUAGUUCAAAGCUUGAAGCAAAUUUAAUGCAAGAUUCUGUCUAUCAUACCGGAUAUAAGGGUCAGGGAAGGCCAGUAUUGUUUCAACAAAAUACGCAACUAAAACGGAAGAUUUACUCAUGCAAAUACUGUCCGUAUAAGACGUUCCAUCGAAUGGCUUACAUGUUCCAUUACAAAACACAUCCGAAGGCUCUUCGUUGUGUCUGCGGCUUAGUGACCGAUAGGAAAUUUACUCUCCAGCGGCAUUUGGCUAAAUUUGAUUGUGAGAGCUUGUACGGGAAGAAGGUGAAUUUCACAACAUCAUCGCGCAAGGGUCGACGCAGGAAAGCAAACACAAUCAUCGAUCAGACCGAGCAAACCUCAGAAAGUGUUCCGGAAAAGUUUAAAUUUGAAGUAGAAGAAAUAACAAUUAUCGAUGAAAUCCCAAAGCUAGAGGAAACAUUUUCGAAUCCUGAAGAUGGAGAAUGGAACAGUGUCAGCGAAACCCUACCCUUCAAAGAGACAGAAUCAGAAUCAAAUCUAAUUAUCGGUGCUGGUAAAUUAGAAUUAGACGAGAUUUCGAUGACCGAGCCACCAAUGGAACUCGAAGGAGAAUGUUCGAUAAAGGAAGGUACCUAUAAUACGGUGUUAGAAUAUCGGGAAGAGCACGUACUUAGCGAUGAAGCCUCAUUGGAACACGAUAUUAACCAAAUGCGGAAGCUCUAUGAAUGCAAAUUUUGUCCAUACACUACAACCCAACGAUCAGAAUACAUGUCCCAUUACAAGAAACAUCCGAAUGCUGUAAUGUGUGUUUGUGGUUUUUGGACUGACAGGCGGUACACUCUCCAACGACACCUCAUAACAAUGGGUUGCGAGGAAAUCUACGGAACAAAAGUUAAUUUGGGGCCUUCGUAUCGGCCGUAUCGGAAGAUCGAUAAGAAUAAUGGCGAACCUAUUCAAGAUCAACCGGAGUCGUUGAGAAUAUAUACUUCCAGAAGACAAAAGUAUUUCAAGUGCCGGAUUUGUAGUCAAACGACGGACGAUAGGCAGACCCAUAUGGAACACUUGAAAACGCAUCCCAAAGCUCCUCGUUGUGUUUGUGGGUUUACUACCGACCUGAAGUCUACCCUUCAGCUACAUGUGGAAUAUUCGCAUUGUGAAGACAUUUUCGGGGAGAAGGUCGAUUGGGAAUAUUUUAUAGAAGGGCAAAUCUCUAACAACGAGAUUGUAGGUAUAGUUCCGAAAGCUUCCAAAAGCGUGCAAAAGCGAAAGGUGUACAAGUGCGAUCAUUGUAGUUACAUAGGGGACAACCGUAUGAGUUACAUGUCGCACUAUAAGACACAUCCGACGGCUUUCCGCUGUGUGUGCGGCUUCGCAACAGACAGAAAGUUUAGUCUACAGCGACAUCUUGUGAAUUGGAACUGUGAGACUAUUUUUGGAACGAAAGUUGAUUUGGACGCGUAUGAGGAUCAUCGAAAAAAGAAGCGAGCGUCAAGCCAACAAAGCGAAAAGAAUAACGAUGGCCUUAUAGGAAUGGGAUUCACCAUGAGGAUAACAAGAAAUCUGCGCAUGUUUUACUGCUGCAAAGAAGAGUGCCAAGGGGAAUACGACUCUGAGGAACAAUGUGCCGAGCAUUUUGAACAAAAUCACAAAACUGAUUUAUUGGAAAAUCUUACACAGAGUCAAUUCAACAAAUUCACUUGCAAGAGUUGCCACCUGACGUUUGCGGAUGAAAUGUCUUUAUCAGUUCACCGAGACAACCUUUAUCGGCCUUUGUUUCAAUGUAAUAACUGCGGAAAGGACGGCCUUAGUAGGAAAACUGCAAUGCUACAUUCCAAAAGUGUAUGCAAAGUUAAUAGAUUUUCCUGUUCCUGUGGGUUUUUGACAAACGAAUUAUCAGCUCUGAAAGAUCACUUCCAGCCUGAUAUAUGUAACGAAAUUCGAAUAGAAUCGGAUGCUAACCAACCGGGUUCAUCGAAACUCUCUGGACAAAAAGAUGGAACUAGUCCAAUGACAGGUUCCACUGAUGAACGUCACAUUUGUAAGAAUUGCGGAAUUGAGCGAAACAAUCACCUCAGCCUCCAGAAACACCUACGAAUCGAAGUCAGACGUGCACUGCGAGAGCAGUCCAUGCUGGACAGGGGCAAAGCAAUGGAUGGGAUUCCGGGCAAGGUCUACACCUGCAGGUGGUGCAACGAACCUACCAAUAACUUGCAACAUCUGGUGAAAUGUAUGUGCGACGCCAAAGAGUGCGCAACGUGCCGAAAGAGAUUUACCAAUAUACAUCUACUGACACUGCACUUGAAAAGAGAAUGCAAAACACGCAAUAUAGGAUUCCAGUGUCCGUUCUGUGAGAACCGAUUUUCCCAUGUUGGUCGUUUGAAUCGACACAUCAGCAGGGAUCAUUCGAAAAAAAAAUGUACCAAGGUAUAAGUGCAAUAUUUGCCACGGUGUGUUUGGGCGAAGAUAUACUUUGGAUAGGCACAUGCUCAGGCAACAUUAAAGAGCGUGAUUCGGUGAUGAGGCAACGGUAAAAUUCUCGAUGUCGGUGUAAAUUUCUUCUAAGCGAGAGAUAUAAAGUACAAUAGGUGUUCCCGUGAAAUAGUAAUAUAAAACGUCUACUAAUA
Armigeres subalbatus is the source of this 3013-nucleotide messenger RNA. Its product is annotated as zinc finger protein 337-like. The coding region runs from base 66 to 2819 and encodes 917 amino acids. The transcript has 5 exons. NCBI's taxonomy places the organism in Eukaryota, Metazoa, Arthropoda, Insecta, Diptera, Culicidae. Gene Ontology annotation, cellular component: nucleus. Gene Ontology annotation, molecular function: zinc ion binding. Gene Ontology annotation, biological process: positive regulation of transcription by RNA polymerase II. The record is from RefSeq and is a predicted model, not a curated record.